AUGGCGAUUGUGGAAGUGUGCCAUGGAGGCAAAUGCACUCGGAGAGGUGGAGGAGCGAUGCUUUUCCGUGACAUCGAGGAAUGCACGGAAACUUUCGUGACUGCGAGCGGCUGCUUGAAAAAGUGUUCCAAGGGCCCCAACUGCAGAGAAAACACGGAGCACAAGGUUUUCAAGGGCCUUAAGAAGUUCAGCCGUGUCGAAGCGAUGCUGGCAGACAUCAUCCCUGGUUUCGAGAUGAAUGAGCUGCAGCGAAAAGUCUCGAAGCUGAAGUUUGCCGCUCGAAGGCCUGAGGAAGCAGCAGAUCGCAUGGACAACAUCAACAAAGCCUUGUCCCUGCUUGGCCCGGAGAGAAGCGCCGCUCUUCAAGAACCGAGGCUCCUGGCGCAGCUGUUGGUGAUGCGAUCUCAGGAACUCAUUCAAACCGACGCCAACAUGGCAUUGCUGGAUGCCCAGAAAGCCGUGCACCUUUUGCCUGCCUGGGCCUUCGGGCAGGUUGCUUUUUCGCAGGCCCUCCAGGCACAUGGGCGAUUCGGAGAUGCAGCUCUCGCCAUGCAAACUGCCCUUACCAUUGGCCGUGGGAUAGACAAGAGAGCUCUCAAGAAAGCGCUAGCCAAACUGCAGAAGCAGGUCGUCCCAGAGCUGGACGUUUGCGAUCAUCGGGUCGCAGAUAUCGGCACUGAGGAG
Molecule: messenger RNA, 684 nt
Organism: Symbiodinium sp. CCMP2456
Lineage: Eukaryota; Dinophyceae; Suessiales; Symbiodiniaceae
Source: the annotation of a GenBank genome assembly